AUAGUAGUGGCAACGCUGCCCGAAAGACCGAAAUUACUUGGUUUUUAUUUUGACAACAAAUUGGAUAAAAUGAGUGGCUUGAAGGCGAAAAAAUCCAGCAAGGGCGACCAAAUCCCCAAGCCCAUUAGCAUUAAGAAGGAGAAGAUCGAGGAGGAACGAAAGCUGCAUCCCAUGUCCCAUUACAUAGACGACCGCCUGGAAUUGGUGAAACAGAUAUUUGGGACCUUAAAACCGAAAACCAUUUUGAACCUAGCCCCAGAGUUUCUAAAGAAAACGCCACUAGACGAAAUCGAGGAACUUUGUCUGGAGGAGUUACUCUGCUUGUCUACGAAGCGGCUAAAAUCCAUAAUAGAAAACACCAAAUGUCCCACAGACACUGAAAGCUCCGAAGAUUCCGAUGUGGAGCACAAAGAAGAACACAUCUCGCUAGAGGAGAUAUCAUCCGACAGCGACAUCGGAGGUCAGGAAUCCCGAAAAACCAAGAAGAAGCUUAGAUCCAAGAAAACGAACAAUGGGAAUGAAAACAAAGAGUCGGGUGGUCAAAUGAGCGUGCUGGAACUGUUGGAACUUCAGGCACGUGCCAGGGCCAUCCGCUCCCAACUGGCAAUGGAGCCAAUCACCAAAAUAGAGGUCAAGUCAGAUGAUGAUAUUGACGAAGUACCAGUGGAGAAAGUACAGCGAAAGGAAAAGGAUAAACGCAGCACUAAAAAAACGGAUUCGAGCAAGCGCAAAUCGCAGGAAUCAGCUAGACCAACAUCUCCAUCCCAGCCUGAUAGCAGCAGCAAGGAGCAGGAAGCGCCCCGCAAAAGAAUCAAGAUCAAAAGAAACUAUAGGCGGACUUCAAAGUCGCCAGAAAAGGAAGUCAAACCUCCAACAUCUACUACUUCAUCCGAAACUUUGGUUGCAUCUAACGAUUUAAACAAACUGCCACGUUCCAAAUCACGUUCAGCCUCACCAGAUGUGAUACCUAUACAAACGGAACCCGAAACACUGCUGAUCAGCGACAGUACGGAUGAUGAGGCCACCAAAAAGAAGACAACUGAAACAACUACAACUAAGCAAGUCGAAUCGGACCCACCAGCCCCAGUCGUUGAGAGCGAGCCAGAGGAGGGAGAAGUGCGCGAUGAACCCGAAGAGCCAGCUAAGGUAGUUGACCCAGCCAAUCCAGAUGAGCCAACAGAGUCAGAAGCAGCAGCUAUUUCGAAAGAACUGGAAAGUAAUAAGCCAGAAGUAUCGGAUACGUCUGAUAAGCUAGAUAAAACAGGGGAUAAGGAACCACCGUCGGAAGAAGCUCUCCCAGCUAAUCCCCCUGCAGAGCCAAAGAAGCCGAGUGCAGCCGAGCCAACUGCCCUUGACGACGAAGAUCAAAACGACGACGUCAUUUCAAUAGGUGGGGAUCUAGAAAUGAUUGAGGAAAUGACGAAGGAUGACGAUUCACCUUGGGUAAGCAUUAAAAGCGAGAAAAAGGAGAAGAUGCAGGAUCCUGAGGAACUGGACAACGAUGUCAUAUCCCUGGACACAAGCGAGGAUGAACGCGACAAACUACAGCAGGCAGACUCCGAGUCCUGGCGUUCACGCUACAUGAAGAGCUCCAAGGUCAGCCAGGUGCUGGCCGAAUCGCGUUUGGGAAAACGCGUCCGUGACAAGCUCAAGAAAUCGAAGCGCACCAAAGUCACCGCCGGCGAGGAGCAGGCCAAGGUUGAAAAGCCGGAUUCAUUUACUUCCAAGCAUGAAGACGGAUCCAUAGAGCAAUACCAGGAGCUUCUGCAGCACCGACAGCGUAAAACUUCAAACAGUAGCAAGGGGGAUAAAUAAGUUUAGCCGCUAAGGGCGGGAUUUAUUGAAAAGUCGCGUACUGACGCACGGCCCUAGUUUAUAUGGCAUAUAAAAAGUCAAAUAAAAAUUUGCUGUCCUCGGGGGCGGAAGGC
Messenger RNA from Drosophila melanogaster (fruit fly), 1928 nucleotides. RefSeq lists its product as uncharacterized. The coding region runs from base 70 to 1815 and encodes 581 amino acids. Lineage: Eukaryota; Metazoa; Arthropoda; Insecta; Diptera; Drosophilidae. The transcript has 6 exons. Gene Ontology annotation, biological process: regulation of apoptotic process. The record is from RefSeq and is marked reviewed.